Exophiala bonariae is the source of this 1914-nucleotide messenger RNA. RefSeq lists its product as uncharacterized. The record is from RefSeq and is a predicted model, not a curated record. The transcript has 6 exons. Lineage: Eukaryota; Fungi; Ascomycota; Eurotiomycetes; Chaetothyriales; Herpotrichiellaceae. The coding region runs from base 1 to 1914 and encodes 637 amino acids.
AUGGCCGAUACUCAGCAUUUCCUGAGCCCGGAAACCAUGCCCAACAAUGCCCCUGUUGUUACAACGCAAGAAGCCCAACAGUAUACCACGCUCAGCUCUCAUGAAACAUCGUCGUUACAAGUAUUCGGUGAUGUUCGUGUGAUGCCUGACUAUGGUAUGGAUUUAUCCUUCGAGGCAGUGAUUAAUGAUGAGGACAUCUUCGGCCAAUUCAUGGAUGUGUCUGAUGUUGGCGACCCCUUCUUGCUCGAUUUGACUCCGUUCCACCCUCCACACCAUGUUCCAGAAAAUGAUGGCGACUUUGCCAGCGGUGCUAGUAUCACGCCGUCGUCAGUGGUGGAAACGGUGUGCCAUUUCAAGUCACCUUAUCCAUGGGUUCGAAAUUGGUCACUGUCCUAUGCAAAUGAUGAGAGCAGACACACAAAGCUAGUAAAAGAGAGGGCGUUUGUCCUCCCUAGCGCUGACGAGAUUCAAACCUCCUUCAUGUUGUACUUCACACACAUGCAAGUCAGGCUGCCCGUUCUCAGCGAACGCGAAUUCCAUCAACUUCUCACUGAAGAACAUCCCAAGCCUAUUAGUUUGGCACUUCUGUAUGCCAUUCUUUUCGUCACCACUCCGUAUCUAGCAGCCGAAGGGAAGAAAGUGGCUGGAUACAGCUCUAUCUUUGCCGCAACGUGCGAAUUUUACUCUCGAGCAGCUCUACUAUUAAAGCUUGGAUGCGAGGAUGACUUGUUGAAAAGAGUACAGAUAUGUUUACUCCUGAGCACGUAUCGAUCAUAUGAAAAUCGCUAUUACGAGAAUGAACGCUAUGUUACAACCGCUUACGACCUCCUCAUUGAGAAUGAUGCAUUUCAAAGAAGUUCAACCUCUACCAGUCCAGAUUGGCUCGCAUGGAAGCGAGCAUGCAUUUGUUUUCAGUCUCGGGCAGUCUGCUUACUGAUCGCUCUCAAGAAAACGAGUAGACCAGAAAUGUUCGACUCGUCACUCCUUUCCUGCUCCGCAAUAUCCAUGGAUGAUUUCCAAGAAGACUGCAGCUUUUCAUGGUACCUUAGUAAGGAGACCAAGCAACAAACAUACCGCUUGUUUGUGGCCGUCUUCCAGCUUCAGAUGCGUACGGUUGAACUUGGUAAGUUGUUGGUAUACCGGACGGCAAUGUACUCUCCGAAUCAAUCGCAAAGCAAAAUAAUGCCAUUGAAACCAGAGCAUUUGUCUGUCGAGGACGUCGAGCUGAGAAUAGACGAGUGGAGGCAAGAAAACAAACGGCUGCUGGAGCAUGAACCGCCAGAUUCAUCCUCUCCGACAGACUGCAAAGCCUAUAAGAUAGCACGUGCUUUUACGAUGCUCUCCUACGAGUAUUUCCGGUCGGAGCUAUACCAGACCACCUUGAUCGUGGAUAAGGAUGGUCUCACGCCUUGGGCGAUGAGACUUCGGGAAGCUUCUCGCGUGGCACUUCGUGAAUCCGUAGCUGCCACUAUCUCCAUCUUGGAAGGCGUAGAGGCCGAUGCUCUCUCAGCAUUCCUCCCUCCAGGAAGUCUCUGCUGCGUGAUGAUCCCACUGACCAUCCUCUACACCCAUCUAAAGACGACAUCGAACUAUGAACCACUUAUGUUGGAGAAGUUGGCUAUGUGUUCUAGGUUUACGCGCACUUUGUCGAGCCUCCACGACCCUGCCGGUUUCUUCCAUGCUUUGAUGAAUGCAACGUUAGCCAUGGUGGAUCGAUAUCGCCUGGCACAAGACAAUCUUGUUCGUGGUCUGCCCGGUAAGGCUGACGGCGGAGGGGCGGACGAUCCAACGAGAGGAACGGGGCAGGUCAUUGUGCCAUUGCCCGGAUUAAGCCUACACUCUUCCAUUAUCCGGCUCCAAAAUUUGGCCUACGCGAAAGGCGUUCCCGAAUCCCCAUGCACCACUUCGAGGUGA